Messenger RNA from Schistosoma haematobium, 3515 nucleotides. RefSeq lists its product as uncharacterized. Gene Ontology annotation, cellular component: plasma membrane. Bases 261 to 1643 code for a protein of 460 amino acids. Gene Ontology annotation, biological process: G protein-coupled receptor signaling pathway. NCBI's taxonomy places the organism in Eukaryota, Metazoa, Platyhelminthes, Trematoda, Strigeidida, Schistosomatidae. The transcript is spliced from 3 exons. The record is from RefSeq and is a predicted model, not a curated record. Gene Ontology annotation, molecular function: G protein-coupled receptor activity.
UACGAAGAUUGUGUGAUGAUACAAAAAAAAAUAAUCAGACCAAUUAGGAUUGAGGCGAAUGAACUUCUAAAGGAAUAACGUUUCUAAUUUGUUUAAUAUACUAUUAUUUGAUUGGUUAUUUAAUAAUACAACUACAGAAAUCUACAAAAGAUGAAAUGAAUGAGGUAUGAAAAUUUAAUUGAAAAUAUUAUCACAAUAACUUUGAACUAAAUGGAACUGAUGCAUAAGUGUACGAUUUAUGUAUUUUUAAAAAUUUAAUUAUGGAAUAUAAAAUCAGUAAUAUAUCUGUAUGGGAACGUUAUAAUGACAGUGAUCUUUUAUUAUUUAAAACAUUUGCACCACAUUUAACCAUAGUAGAAAGAGCAAAUUUUCCAUUAUGGGCUAUACUUGGUUUUCCUGGAAGUAUAUUCAGUAUUAUUGUAUGGAGUAGUCGUCCAAUGAGACGUGGUGGUAGUGCUGCUGCUGCAGUUUAUCAAGCUAGUCUUGGCGUUGUGGAUUUAUGUUUUUUUAUUAUACAUUUGAAUUGGUAUUUACAUGUGGCAUGGCAACUCGGUGUACUUGAUCAUCCGGUAAUUUGUGAAACAUUCCCUGUUAUAAAUUAUUUAAUACAAUAUCUAAGUCCUACAUUGGCAUUUACAUUCACAUUAGAAAGAUAUUUAGCAAUAUGUCAUCCAUUCCGUUCACAAAGAAGUGUAAUGCGUUCCACAGUGAAAAGUGCUUUUAAAUUUAUUGCCAUAAUGUUUGCAUUUUGUUUGAUUACAGCUAGUGUUCAAGCAUUUGUAUAUGCUUAUAAUAAUGGUGUAUGUACUACUAGACCAUCAGUUGAAGAUCCUAAUUCUAUUGGAUUUAGUUUAUAUACAAAUUGGACUUUUAUCACAGAAUCAUUAUAUUUUUUCUGUUUACCAAUUACUUGUCUUGUAUUAAAUAUAUUAGUCAUUGGAGUAUUACGACAAAGCAUUAAAUCAAAACGAAAUACUUUAAUUGCAACAACAGUCAAUGGUAAUUCAAAUAUAAACUGUGAUCGUAAUCAAAUUUCACAACCGAUAAGUAAAGGAGCACGUUCAAGUACAUUGACAUUAUUAUGUACAUCAUUUUAUCUUAUUAUUGCACAUCUAUCUGUAGCAAUAGCCGUAGUAAUUCAUAAACGUUUACCAACUGGUAAUGAAUAUUUAAGUGAUGAACAAAUACGUAAUGAUCCUGGUUGGACAACUUAUUUUCGUUUCUUUACAGUACGUGUAUUAAUCGAAUGUUUUGCAAUGACACAUUAUGCUGCGAAAUUUCCAAUUUAUUUAACAACAAGUAAACAAUUUCGUUAUGAAUUUUGUAGAAUAUUUCAAUGUUUUUGCAGAAAUCAAUCUUAUUUAUUACGAGAUACUGAUGCAGAUAUUGAUCAAAAUACACAUUUACAAAAUGGUAAACGUUCAACUUUCAUAUAUAACAGUAAACAUUCAUUAAACACUGUAUGUAAAACAAGUUUUACACAAAAGAAAUUAAGAAAUUCUUCUGUAUCAUUCAAUUCUACAAAUGAAAAGUUAUCACCUACAAAAAUUCGAAGACGUCCAUCACCUGGUCUAAGUCGUACUGUAUUAGGUGUAGAUGGACAACGUGUAAAAGUUAAAUCAAGUAUUUCUAUAAGUGUUUAAUAAGUUCAAGAAUUAAACCAAAUAUUAUUAUCUACAUCAAAUGAACAACACCUACACUCCCACCACCCCCCCGCGAAAAACUUAACAAAUAUUAAAAUAUGGCUACUUUUAACUAUUCAUUUCAGUUACGACGGUGUAUUUUUUUUAUAUACGCUAUACAAAGCAUAUAAUGUAUGAAUGAAAAUUUAUUAUUUUUAUAAACAAUGUAAAAUGUCAUAAACAUUAUCUCUUUAAUAUGAACAAUUUUAUUAAUCGAUAAACAAAUAUUUGUUUAUUUAUUUAUUUGUUUUUUUCUAUAGAAACUAAUAAUCUAUGCAUUCGACAUCCAGAAAAAAAGUGUGUUCAGUGAUCUCUUAGAUACUAUACUAUACUGUUCAUUCAAAACAUUACCACUAUUAUUAUUCAUAUGAAUGACAAUAAAAAUUUAUCAUAUUUUAUUUUAUUUCAUUUCAAGUUUAAUGAAGAAUAAAUAUGAUAGAAUAUUCUAUUUGGGAAUUUAUUUAUAGUGAAAUAUGAUGUAAUGAAUUCAUAUUGUAAUGUUAAUAAAUAGAAAAUGCAUAAAUGAGUCAUAGUAAUAAUACAUUUUCUUACUAUUAAUAUUACAUUUUUGGUGGUGGUGGUGGGGGGGGCCCAGUUCCCUUCGAUAAAACACAUGUAUAACAUCAUAUGCUUGUAUCAUAAACGCUUUGCCUCAAUAACUGUUAUAUAAUGCAGAAUUAUGGUACGAUAAAAACGAUAUCUAUUCGAAUCUCAUUUACAUUGAAACAGAGUAUAAACUUUGUCUUUGAUACAUUUGCACUUUAUUGGUCUAAAUAUAUUCAUAGUUGAAUCGAGUUUAAAACAUGAAGCAUUAAUACUUCCGAUAUAUAUUCAUGAAGCAUGAGGAGUGGGUAUAUUUCAUGCUUCAUUUCGAAUAUUAUUUUAUAUGACAUCAAUCCCAUAACUGGUGAUCAUUUAAAAUUACAAUAGCCAUAACAUCAAAGUAGUGUACAUGAAGAACGUUCUGUUGAGUAAAUUUAGUUAUUUUCUUAUUUACAUAGUUCCUUAUCCGUGUUUAAAUAAGUCCAUUCAAUUGAAACGAAAUCUAAAGAGAUCAAAGUUAAUUCUAAAUAAUUUUCAUGGUAAAACAUCCCACAGGAGUGAUCAUAAAUGCUAAAUUUUAUAUUGAAAAAUCUGUACGACAAUCAUUGCGACUAGCACAAGCUUAUAAAGGCAAUUGUUGAAUUUGGCUCAGAAGCUACCUGUGUCCCAAACAGUUCGGUAAUCUGACGUUUGAAAACUAAAUAAUUAAAGUCUUGAGUUAUAGUUAUGUAUGUGAUUGACAGUACAACAAAAAUGAAGCUUUAAAAAGUCCUGGAAAAUCCCACAAAUCGAUUGUAUAUAGGGUGUUUCACGGCAAUGUUUAUUGAGGAACAGCAUGGAUAAUGUAAGUUCUUUCACUUUAGGUAUAUAAUAGAUUCAGAGUAUUUAGUUUCAGUCUCUAUGCUUUAAUUUACUUAAAAGCUUCAAGAGGUAUUUCGUGGUGUUCUAGUGAGAAGCCGUGACCAGUGGAGUUCAACCGUGUCUGUUGUGAGGCAGUAAUUGACUUAUGAUAAUGGUUGACCGUAGUGCGAUUUCGUGGAUUGGUUGAGGUUAGAAAUUAACACCACUGGAUGCCGGCUCAGUGAUCUAGAGUUUAAGCUUUCAUGCGCGAAACCGAUAGGUCCUGCGUUCAAAUCCCGCGGGCAGAAUCGUGGAUGCGCACUACUGAGGAGCUCCAUACCAGGACGAAACGGCCGAUCAGGUUUUCCAUAGAUGCUUAACUUUAAUUAACUCAUGAAUUCAACUAUUAAAUUACUAGAAUCUCCAUAAAACCUCCUUCUGAUAAAAAAC